AAUGUCAGAAGGAGAAAAAACAUAGUACACACAGCUGAUAUUCAAUUGUCAAGAAGUGCUUAUCAAAACAAUAACAAUAUUAUCAUUGUAAUCACAACUACAAAUGGGCGCGAUAACGAGCAGACAGAAUGCGGGUGUCGAAGAAGUGGACGUGGUGCCGACGCACGCCUACAGAUAUCCUCCAAGAUCAGGCAGCUACUUUGGGAGCCACUUCAUCAUGGGAGGUGAGAGGUUCGAUACACCACAGCCAGAAUCCUAUCUGUUUGGUGAAAAUACAGACUUGAAUUUCCUAGGCAGCAAACCAACACCAUUUCCAUAUCCACCGCCGCAGCCCAAUGAACCCACGAAAACUCUUAAGAGUUUGGUGAAUAUUAGGAAAGAAUCAUUGAGGUUUGUUAGAGCAUCUGCAGACUACACAAAACCGCGAUUGGAUUGCGACGUGGAGGUUGGAAGGCCGUCGUUUUUCAAUAUAGAAUUCACGUUCGAUUGCGACGUAAGAUGCUCGAUCACCAUACACUACCUGUGCAUGGAAGACCACAGCACUGGCAACGUGACCUACAUAUCUAGAGACCCGAGGACCACUUCAGAAACAUAUCACUUCAAACGUGGAGCAAAUCAGCAAUUCUGCCAGAUGGCACACGUCUUCGACCCAUCGCAGUUCUCCGAGGACGAUUUGCUAUACGACAUGGAACGCGAGGUCAUUCCAAUUGCUAUACACUGUGUCGCUGAGGAAGGACCAGAAGAUAUGCGGCAAUCGCACGCUACUUACGCCACCGUUGAGAAGAUGUCUGAUGGUACUUUCGUGUUGAAAGCACUCAAACAAAAGUUGUUCGUCGAUGGAUUGUGCUAUCUAUUGCAAGAGAUUUACGGCAUUGAAAAUAAAAAUAAUGAAACGCAAUGCAAUGACGAUGAUGGCGAAGAUAAUGGAUCCGAAUGUGUCAUUUGCAUGUGUGAUGUACGGGACACGUUGAUAUUACCUUGCAGGCAUUUAUGCUUGUGCAACAAUUGUGCCGAUUCACUUAGGUACCAAGCGAACAAUUGCCCGAUUUGCAGGGCACCGUUCAGGGCCCUCCUGCAAAUUAGAGCGUUACAGAAGACGGGGAAUGCAGUGUUGGCUUCUGUGAGUUUACCAGAUGGUAAUUGCGAGAACAUUCCUCCUGGUUACGAGGCCGUUUCUUUAAUAGAAGCCCUCAAUGGACCUUGCAUUCCCAGAGCUCCGGCGGCUACCAUGCCCGAUUUAGUUGAAACGCCAGAGAACGAAACCGCAAUUCAAGCAGCUCAAAUACUCAACAGACAGUCCAAAUCUAGCAAAGAACAAGACGCUGGAUCACUGGAGUUUGGAAUGUCCGUGUUAAUGCCACGAGAGGAGGGAAAAGAAAGCUCCACUUUACUUAAGAAUAAGAACAAGAGCGAGCAAGAAAGUAACGAUUUAGAUGAGGACAGCGAGGCAGAGAAAUUGUCUCCUUUGCUCCAGAAAAAUGACGUGGCUUUAAAUAUUGAAGAUGUUGUUGAAACUAUUGAUGGGGCAGAGGUAGGUGAUGCUGACGAAGAGGAUGUUGAGCAGGAAAAGGAUCUCGAAGAAGAAAAUAAGACUAAUGGUAAAGAAUGUGAUAAAGAACGCGGAGACGAAUCUGAUUAUUAUACGCCGGAGGAAGGAGCCCCAAAUGAGGCCGAGGGAAUACUCAGUUCCAUUGAGAGCACACCACAGAGGUUGCCCGGAACACCUAUGUCCCAAGCGAGCGCUCGAAGCAGUCAAGACAGUUACACGAGCGGCUCCAGCACUAGACACCUGCUGGCAUUAGCAGGAAACAACGGUAGCGCAGAUAGGGCGGUGCAGAUAUAAGCAAGAUUUCUGCUACUCUAUGUUAUUUUGGUGUAUGUUAAAUAUAUGUAUAUGUUAAGGGCAAA
Nicrophorus vespilloides is the source of this 1908-nucleotide messenger RNA. RefSeq names its product E3 ubiquitin-protein ligase MGRN1 (gene Mrgn1). Gene Ontology annotation, cellular component: cytoplasm. NCBI's taxonomy places the organism in Eukaryota, Metazoa, Arthropoda, Insecta, Coleoptera, Silphidae. Gene Ontology annotation, biological process: protein ubiquitination. The transcript is spliced from 8 exons. Gene Ontology annotation, molecular function: ubiquitin protein ligase activity. The record is from RefSeq and is a predicted model, not a curated record. Bases 104 to 1843 code for a protein of 579 amino acids.